Molecule: messenger RNA, 624 nt
Organism: Miscanthus lutarioriparius
Lineage: Eukaryota; Viridiplantae; Streptophyta; Magnoliopsida; Poales; Poaceae
Source: the annotation of a GenBank genome assembly
AUGAGUGCAGCUGCAGGGUCCAAGAAGUUCAGGCACGCGAUCCUCAAGAACCUGGUUCUAGGGCUCAGGAAGCGCGGUGCUGCGUCGUCGUCGAGGGGCAUGAGCCUCCACGAGAGGAGGGACGCCGUCAGGCACGCCGCCGACGCCGCCCUCGCCUCGGCAAGGGGCGCCGGGCCGCGCUGGAGCUGGGCCCUGGCAGCGGAGCUCUCGUCGACCCAGCACGGCCGCCGCCGGCCGCUCACCAGCUGGGCCGCCGACGACGACGACGACGCGCACCACCUUGUCGUUGCACGGCCUUCGGGUCAAUGCAAGUCGUCGUCGCCGUGCAAGACGGUGGCAGCCGCCGGCUGCAAGAAUAUGAUCUCGAGGAGGCGACUCCGGGCGAGGCCCAAGAGCAGAGCCACGGCCAGAGCGGCAGGCGCUGUCGCGAGGGUCAUGGCGAGGAGGCGGGCCAGGGCGCUGAGGGAGAUGGUGCCGGGAGGGAGAGGGAUGGUGGACGAGUGCACGCUGCUGGGUGAAACCCUAGACUACGCCGCGUCUCUCAAAGCUCAGGUCGAUGCGAUGCAGCUCCUGUUGAGGACUCUCCAGGCCCCCAAGAACCCUUUGCUGAAGCAGCAGCAGUGA